AUGGCAAAAGUCCACACACCACGCAACAAAGAUCUCGCCCCUGGUAUAGGGAGGUACAGCAGAUCAGCUAUCUACAAAAAGAGGGCUCUGUAUAAACGUAAAAAGACAGGAGUUAAGAAGGAAGUAGUCGAAGAACCAAAAACCAGAGUUAAGGAGGUUGGAGGGGACAAGAAUGGCUCAACAAGAGUUGUUCCAGUGAAGAGAGAGGUAUGUAUCUUUCGUGAAUAUUGUUUAAAACAUUGAAACUCUGUUUCCAUGUAUCUGUUCUGUAAUUAAUCAAUAGAGUUUUUGUUAACCAGCAUAAUUCUGAUUUGGGCCCAUCUCAGAGUCGUUUUAGCCCAGGCCACUCUAAGUGAGGGGCUAACAUGGCACUUAGAAGGACCUAAAACAUUAUUCUGCCCAAGAUCAUAAACUCUAUUACUAUUACUAUCACUCUGGAGGGGAUUUAAAAAAAUGAUAAUGCUUAAAAAUGAAAAACUCUUUGGGAAGCAGGAAUAGCACAGUGGUGAGAGCUCUUACCUUGCACCACUCUAGGACCUGACAUCAUAUGUGGGUUGUUCUCGUCCUUGUUCCAAGGGUUUUACUCUGGGUCCUCUGGUUUUCCUCCCUCUGCAAAACCUAUAUUCCAAAUUCCAAUUCGACAUGGAACAGUGGACAGGAACAGCUACCUCUUAAAUUGUCCACUGCUAAAUCACUCUGCAUAUUAUUAUUGAAAUGUGAAAUGACAACAAAACAGUCUAAACAAUUGUGCAAAUGUCAAAAUCCCCAUUAAAGGUUUCAAAAUGCACCACUAAGCCCUACAAAAUGAUAUUAAUAGAUCAUUUUUAACCAAAAUUUGGUUUGAACAAGGAAUUGGUAGAUAAGGUGUAGGUGAUUGUGUCAGAGAUAUUUUUACUACAAUUUGAUACAGUUGAUACCAUUCAUUCCCAUUUAUUCUAUAUAUUUACAAAUUUACUACAAUUUUCUAAUGUAUGUAGCAGCCCUAUUGAUCAUAAAAGUGAUGCUAACAAUGUUAAAGGUUAAAGUGAAACCACAAGGUGCAGCCAAGUGGUUUCACUGGUAAUGUCAAGUGAAUGGUUUUGACCUAAUUGUUUGCAAUCUUGAAUGUUCUGGAAAAGCAAUUAGUUCAAGUGUAGCCAUUAUUAAGAGUGCACCCAUUUUCAGUGUAAAGUUCUUUAUUACAGUUUUAUUGAUUUGCGCUGGUGAUAUUCAUAUUUAUUUUCAUAUUUAUUUCAAACUGCAGUGUAAUACUUUUUCUAUGUUGCUCUCUUAUAAUUGUUUUAGUCUCGCUACUAUCCAACUGAAGAUGUGCGACGACCUCUGAGGAACAGGAGAAAGGCCAAGCCCACUAAGUUACGGUCCUCUAUAACUCCUGGAACUGUUCUCAUUCUCCUUGCUGGACGUCAUAGAGGCAAGGUUAGUAAAACAUCUGUUAGAAGUGCAGCUCUUGGCAUACAUAGCACAUGUGAAGCACUUAUGGCCUUGUAAGUACUAGCAGGUGUUAUGGAGUUUCGAUGGCUAGAGAGGCAACAUUGUUAGUAGAGUUUCACCUUUGACAACUGGCCAGGGAUUUUAUGAUGACAUCUGCAAGAGUCAAUGUCUUAACCCCAGGUCUAGUUUCCCUCUUGUGUAGGAGUGUUUUUCCCUUUGGUUUUUGAGGUACAAUUGAACCUGGAUUAUUGGUAUUCUUUGGUUAUCUGGACUUGCUUAUCUGGUUCAAUUUUUUCAUAAAUGUUAAUUAGUCACAUUCAAGAUCCAUAAAAACUUUUUCCCAUCAAACAAAGCAGAUGUACUGAAACAAUGUUGAUGCUAUUCCUUAAAUGAAGCUUUAGUAUUAUUCUUGAUUGUCCAUCUUCUUGAAUGUCCAGACUAUUCAGCCUAGUUCCCACAGGUCCAAAUAAUCAAGGUUCGACUGUACCCAGAAAUAAUUUCAUAUGUUUGCUAUAGAGAGAAAUGCAAAGACAUUGAGCAUACAAUGACUGAGAGUCAAAGCUUGCACCUGUUUCAUUCCAUAAUUUUUUUAAUUUUUUAUUAAAAACUAUUCUUUUGUAGAGGGUGAUCUUCCUCAAGCAGCUUGCCUCAGGUCUUCUGCUAGUCACAGGUAUGGCUCAUUAUUUAGAACAGGUUAUUGGGAGAACUGUGGAAAAAGGAAUCUUAUGGGAUGUUCAGGGCACCAAGUUUUGAAAAAGUUUUUCAAAAACCUUUAAUUGCACCAUUUCAGUUUGUUUGAACCUUUUCAAUUUUCUUUUUACUUUUUGUUUUCAAAUCUGUUGGUUACCAAUUGAGUGACUUUUGUUGAAAUUGUAGUCGCCAAAUAUAUUUUUUUCACUUGCACUGGCAACCAAAAGGGUCCCAACUUAAAGCGCUGAUAUUUCACAUUUACUUGAGGUCUUGAACACUUGGUGGUAAAAUUUUUACCACCAGUCACCAUCAACUUCUGCUACAAAUUCAGCUGUCAAAGUGGUUUUUUACUCAUCAUUGUAACCAAAACAAAACAAAACAAAUUUAGCUGUGAAAAUUUUGCAGUUUGGAGUACUUUUAAGGCUUUUCCAUCAUUUGAAGGAUUAAAAAAAAAUUACAUUUAGUAGUUUCAUGCAGUAACUAACCUGUCUCUCUCCCCUAAGGGAUAAGCAAAUUCAACACAAAACUUUACAGAAUUUUAAGUGCUCUGUGUUAUUUGUAUGCUCUGAUCUUAAGGGUGCAAACAUGAGCCUGUUUACUUAUAUUAUUCAUUUUCUCAUGCCCUGGUUUGUUUAAUUGUGUGUAUUGUUCUUCUGAAGGACCCUACAAGGUGAAUGGUGUUCCUCUCAGAAGAGUAAACCAAGCUUAUGUCAUCUCCACCAGCACCAAGGUAGACUUGAGCAACUUCAAGUUACCUGAACGUCUGUCUGAUGACUUCUUCAAGAGAGAGCCAAAGAAGAAGAAGCGAACAGAGGACAUGUUUGAAGAUGCUCAGGAGGUAGAUUUACUUGCCUUUAUUCUUCUGGAAUUAUUUUGAAAUAGUUGCUACAUUAGAUUAACCAUGUGGGUACCUACAGCUGUAUAAUCAAAACUCUUGGCAGCUUGCUAGCAUCAAAGAUGACUGAUGAGGGAACAAAAUCUACUUGAGAAAAGUAUAACAAAUGCACUUGUUGGAACUAACAACCUAUGUAAGAAUGUUACCUUUAACACAUCUUGAACUAUGAUUGAUAGUGACUCUGUUUACAGAUAAAAAACAUUAAACUUUCUUUAUUAUCCAUUACCACAAUGAAACAACAAAUCUAUUGUCUCUGGUCAUGUAGCGAGCUACAUCUUUUUUCCUCCAAGUUUAAAAAAAAAAAUCCAAAUUUGUCAAAGAUUCCUCUGGCAAUGGCAAGCCUUUACAACUUUAGUUACUUUAUUGCACCCUCAUGUUAUCCAUUUUGUAACUUGUUGCAUAUGCUUGGUGUAGAAGACAAGUUAUUGUUAUGAUUUGCUUGGCAAAUACAUCCCUCACUCACUCACUCACUGUAACAUGAAUAGUGAGGUCACACUGAAGAUUGUGUAUUAUAAUUAGAGUUGUUGCUUUGAUGCCCGAAGGGGACCUCCAUCUCGAAAUUUGUUUUACACUCACUGAUACACUUUGUGGCUCUUCUGCCUUUUUACUAAACAAAAUGAUCUACAAUGAAAAUUUUUAUUUAUACAUGUUUGCUUGUUUGUUUGUUUGUUUUUGUAAUAAAGGAGAGGAAACCAAGUGAAGAGCGAAUUGAAGAUCAAAAGGCAGUUGAUGAGCAAAUCCUUCCAGAGAUCUCCAAAGAAGCACAUCUUAAGAAGUACUUGAAAACUUUGUUCUCCCUCCGAAAGGGACAGUACCCUCAUUCAAUGAUAUUCUGA
Molecule: messenger RNA, 3852 nt
Organism: Pocillopora meandrina
Lineage: Eukaryota; Metazoa; Cnidaria; Anthozoa; Scleractinia; Pocilloporidae
Source: the annotation of a GenBank genome assembly